AUGGGCGGCGGGGGCGGCCAUGGUCUGGGGGGUACGGUCGGGUACCAGGUUACGACUGAGGGAUCGGGCCUCAUCCGCGCGGCAUCCACCGGCAGCGGCGGGGCUGCGGCUAGUGCGUUCGCGGCAGCCGCAGACCGCGCCGCCGCGCUCGCGCCGUCGAAGGCCGCGGCGGCGGCGGCGGCGCCAGGCGAGCACUCGAGUGACUCUGAGCAGCACCACGAGUGCCAGUUCAGCAUAAUCCGGCACCGCCACUACCACCAGCACCAGUGGUCCGGUCGCCACCAGCAGCAGCAGCAGCAGCAGCAGCAGCAGCAGUCGUGGCAGCACUAUCAGCAGCACCACCAAGAGCAGCAGCCCUGGCACGCCACCGCCCCCCCGCAGCCCGCCGCGCCCGCGCCGGCGCCCACGCCCGCGGCGCCCCGACUGCCGCCGAUGCAGGGCCACUCGCGCGGCGUCAUAGGCUGGUACGGCGCCGCGGUCGCCCGCCUGGCGGCCCUCGUGCAGGCCGCGGACGCGCAGGGUCGCAGCCUGGGAGCCGCGGCGGCGGGCCGCGACGUGGCCGCGGCGGUGGAGGAGUUGCUGGAGGGGCUGUCCGGAUUGGCCCUGCGUAACCGGACCGCCGCCUGCGCCCUGUUCUGCACAAACCUGGCGACGGCCGCCCUGGCCGCGCCCUCUGACGCGCACUGGCGCUCUGUGCUGGCGCAGCUCGGGCUCAGCCCGGCGCAGCGCGCGGCUGCGCUCGGCUGCUACGCUAUCUACCGAGACGGCCGCGCCGCGGCGCGGUCUGAGAGGAGGGCGCUGGCGCAGGAGCUGGAGCGGGCCCUGGCCUCCGGCGACGCUCGCGCCUACGCCGACGGCCGCCUCCCCUUGCGCCUCGCGGCCGCCCUGUCGUCGGAGCAGUCCGCGCUCGCGUCGCUCGCGCUCGCGCUGCAGUCCGUCAUGAGCGCGACGCAGUCCGCGCGGUGGGCGGUCUACUCCUGGCCGUUCUUCCCGUCGCCGGUCGACCUUUUGGCGGCCAUGGAAGAGGAGGCAGGCGGCCUAGGCGCCGCUGCGCCGGCGGCGCUGCGGACGUAG
This is a messenger RNA of Monoraphidium neglectum, 1074 nucleotides long. RefSeq lists its product as hypothetical. NCBI's taxonomy places the organism in Eukaryota, Viridiplantae, Chlorophyta, Chlorophyceae, Sphaeropleales, Selenastraceae. The record is from RefSeq and is a predicted model, not a curated record. The transcript is spliced from 4 exons. The coding region runs from base 1 to 1074 and encodes 357 amino acids.